AUGUUUCUUGGAUUGAACAAGGGCUAUUCUUACCUCGCUCCAUUUUACUGGCGACAUAAGUACGAAGGCAGGGUCACCAAUCAUCUCAUGUUUCCUCUUUAUUCAUCCAUAACCCGUUCUACCCUCCGCCAACCAAUUGGCGGAGAAUUUGCAUUCAAUGGAACCAUGCUAGUUCGGUUCACUAACCCCGAGAGCUGGACCAAAAGUUGGAGAGAUUUUGGUAUCGACGCAGCGAUGAGUGUAAUGGCAGCAAGAAGUGGAGAUUUCAUAGGGCAGCUGCAUCUUCCAAGGAAGAUCAACUACGUUGGAGACGACGCCAGGAGGCAAAUCGGUGACAUGUUUGUUCAGUGUGGAAGAAGUCUCUUCAAUGGAUUGAUAGACAUGUUGGACUCAACACCCUUCUGGGCAGAAAGCGAAGUAACAAUGGCGCCAGUUGUUGAGACAGAAGCCGUUCAAAAUACCAACUUGAAAGUUGAGCUGUCGGAGAAUGCUGAGAUUAUCGCUGCUCUUCACUCGUUCUUGACACUACACAUGGGGCCUGCCUUUCAGCGCAACAAUGAGACGAUCCUAGGUGAUGGUUUAUCUGAUCGUAUCAAAGCGACCUUUAAAGAAUUUAAGGGUAAUGGUCUGUGUAGUGUGCUGGCAUGGAACAAACCAAAAGAAAUGCCUCGGGACGAACAAACCAAGGUCAUCGAUCAGUUGGAGAGCAUAAAAAGAAAAUUUUUCCUAAACUCUGAUGAAUGGGCUCAAAUAGUAUUCAGAUGUUUCAAGGAGUUCCAAGUCAAACGAAGUGAAAACGAGCUGCAAGCUCCCAGACCGUAA
Porites lobata is the source of this 822-nucleotide messenger RNA. NCBI's taxonomy places the organism in Eukaryota, Metazoa, Cnidaria, Anthozoa, Scleractinia, Poritidae. The record is from the annotation of a GenBank genome assembly.